Molecule: messenger RNA, 3014 nt
Organism: Cervus elaphus (red deer)
Lineage: Eukaryota; Metazoa; Chordata; Mammalia; Artiodactyla; Cervidae
Gene: ZNF133
Product: zinc finger protein 133
Exons: 5
Coding region: 914-2818 (634 amino acids)
Biological process (GO): regulation of transcription by RNA polymerase II
Cellular component (GO): nucleus
Molecular function (GO): RNA polymerase II cis-regulatory region sequence-specific DNA binding; DNA-binding transcription activator activity, RNA polymerase II-specific
Source: RefSeq, a predicted model, not a curated record
UAGUGACCCCUUGUUCCUCGCUGGUGAGUGUGGCGCCCGUGGGGCUCUAAGCCGCAGCCGUUCCCUUCCCUGCGCGGAAAGGUAGGUCCUGAAAGUCUGGGCUGUUGGCUGGGCCUGAGGCUGGGAACUGUACGGGUGCCGGGGAGAGGAGGCGGCGGCGGGACGCGCUGUCGCGGUUCAGGCCGUGCCCUCCCGGAUGUCAUAUUUGGGAUGUGAGCGCGCAUCUCCGAUGGACGUGGGCGAAGCUCAGCCGCGAUGCCCAGUGGUGGCGGAUGCCGGAAUCCAGCCACGUCCCGAGGCUCCUGUGGGAGCAGUCUUGAUUGAUCUCAAAAUGACACAGUGAGAAGCCUUACAACCCACAGAGGUUCACUGUCCCUGCCCUACUUGAAGAGCCUAGCCUCCGCUGCCAGCUUUCAUCCAGACUCUGUGACUUUGUAACCGUGUCACCUUAGAUAAGAGACUGACUUCACUGUGCUUCAGUUUUCUCAUCUGUAAAAUGAAGAUAAUAAAUCGUACUCCAUUGGAUUGUGAGGCUAGAAUGAAAUAAGACAGUUCUGUGCCUGGAACCGUCUCUGAUGUGUACAGUCCUAAGUGCCCAGUGAGUAUGAACUUUGCUUAGGAAGGUCAGAGGCGAGAGUGGGUCAGCUCAGGCCUGGUGUCGGCAGUGUUAUAGGGGCAGGCUGUGUUCUCAGCGAGCUGCCCGCAGCCUUUUCUUCUGUGACAGGUCCAUUCCUGAUGCCUUUAAGGAAGACGAAAGCCUCCCCUGCCAGGGCGUGAGUUUCCAGUGACUCUCCCGAACCUUUCUGCUCUUGUGCUGCCCAGAGAGGAAGCCUGGUGGGUGAGGGGAGGGCUCCUGACAGCCCGGACUCACGUGGGGACUGCUCGCCUUCAGUGUGCUGAACCACAGGCACACAUGGCAUUCAGAGAUGUGGCUGUGGAUUUCACCCAGGAUGAGUGGGUGCUGCUGAGCCCUGCUCAGAGGUCCCUGUACCGGGAGGUGAUGCUGGAGAACUACAGCAACCUGGUCUCACUGGGCAUUCCGUUUUCUAAACCAAAACUCAUCACCCAGCUGGAGCAAGGGAAGGAGACCUGGAAAGAAGAGAGACAAUGCUCGCCGGUCAGCUGCGUGGAACCGAAGCCAGAACUCCACCUCUGUCCUUUCUGCCCUCCGGAUCUCUGCAGUCAGAAAUUCCACAUGCAGCAGGUGCUGUGUAGUCCCCCACCCUGGCUCUUCACGUGCCUGUAUGCCGAAGAUCCCGUCCAGGCAGGAGACCUGUGCCUGGAGGACCAGCAGCAGCAGGCCGCUGGUGGUAGUGCCUGGAUCGAGGAAGUGGAAGGGCAGGAGAGAGAAGGUGCCCCGCCUUUGUUUGGAAAGACAGAGAAAAGUAGUAUAGGAGCAUUCCCCAGGCCACCCCAGAGGCAGCCAGCCAUCUCCGGGGGUGGGGUCCCAGGUAUGGAGAUAGAGGCCGGCCCGGCACAGAUGGGGACCCCUGAGGAAACAGACACGCUGUUGAAGAGGAUCGAAGUCCUGGGGUUUGGAACUGUCAACUGUGGAGAGUGUGGACUGGGCUUCAGCAAGAUGACGAACCUGCUCAGUCACCAGAGAAUCCACUCUGGGGAGAAGCCCUACGUGUGCGGGGUGUGUGGGAAGGGGUUCAGUCUAAAGAAGAGCCUGGCCAGACACCAGAAGGCGCACUCAGGGGAGAAGCCUCUCGUGUGCGGGGAGUGUGGGCGGGGCUUUAACCGGAAGUCGACGCUCAUCAUACACGAGAGGACACACUCGGGCGAGAAGCCGUACAUGUGCGGUGAAUGUGGGCGAGGCUUCAGCCAGAAGUCGAACCUCAUCAUCCACCAGAGGACACACUCUGGGGAGAAGCCCUACGUGUGCCAGGAGUGCGGGAAAGGCUUCAGCCAGAAGUCAGCCGUCGUCAGGCACCGGAGGACACACCUGGAGGAGAAGACCAUCGUGUGUGGCGACUGCGGGCUGGGCUUCAGCGACAGGUCGAACCUCAUCUCGCACCAGAGGACACACUCAGGGGAGAAGCCGUAUGCCUGCAAGGAGUGUGGGCGCUGCUUCCGGCAGAGGUCCACGCUCGUCAACCACCAGAGGACGCACUCGAAGGAGAAGCCUUACGUGUGUGGAGUGUGCGGACACAGAUUCAGCCAGAAUUCAACCCUCAUCUCGCACAGGCGCACACACACCGGGGAGAAGCCUUACGUGUGUGGGGUGUGUGGGCGGGGCUUCAGUCUCAAGUCCCACCUCAACAGGCACCAGAACACGCACUCCGGGCACAAGCCCAUCGUGUGCAAGGACUGCGGGCGCAUCUUCAGCCAGCAGUCCAACCUCAUCCGACACCAGAGGACGCACUCGGGGGAGAAGCCCCUGGUGUGUGCGGAGUGCGGGCGAGGCUUCAGCCAGAAGUCGAACCUCGUGGCACACCAGAGGACGCAUUCCGGGGAGAAGCCAUACGUGUGCAGAGAGUGUGGGCGGGGCUUCCGCCACCAGUCGGGCCUCAUCCGGCACCGCCGCACACACACAAGGGAGCAGCCCUACAACUGCCGGCGGUGCGGGCGGGGCUUCGGCAACAAGUCCGCGCUGCUCAUGCACAAGUGGUCACACUUGGAAGAGAACUCCUGUCUGUGCACAGAGUGCGGCCAAGGCUUUCCCCACAAGUCACACCUCAUCCUCCACCAGAUGACACACCAGGGGAGGACGCCGCACGUGUGUAGUGCGUGCGGGCAAGGCUUCAGCCAGAAGUGCCACCUCAGCAGACACAGGAGGAAUGUGUGCCCACCACAGACCACCAUUUCAGUCUGACCCCGAGGCCCCGCCAGAGCAUCCUCCCGACCCCCUCACCCGCUCCAAGAGCGCAGACUAAAUCAAAACAUAUUACACUCUUCUUGAAACACAUUCCCUAAGCGGUCAAAAAGACAUUUGAACUCAGUUUACUUCCUCUACCCCAGUCGUCAUGUUUGGGGCCUUUUGUUCUAAUAAAACUCUGCUUCUUUACAAA